This is a messenger RNA of Bombina bombina (fire-bellied toad), 1580 nucleotides long. RefSeq names its product guanine nucleotide-binding protein G(I)/G(S)/G(T) subunit beta-1. Gene Ontology annotation, cellular component: heterotrimeric G-protein complex; cytoplasm. The transcript has a single exon. Lineage: Eukaryota; Metazoa; Chordata; Amphibia; Anura; Bombinatoridae. Gene Ontology annotation, biological process: G protein-coupled receptor signaling pathway. Gene Ontology annotation, molecular function: signaling receptor complex adaptor activity; protein binding. The coding region runs from base 291 to 1313 and encodes 340 amino acids. The record is from RefSeq and is a predicted model, not a curated record.
CCCCCCAGCACGUCUCCUUUUACCCCCUCAUCCUCCCCGACCCCUCGUUACCUUUCGCACGCCCUCAUAGCUCGGUUUAAGACACUGGUCUUUGGGGGAAGGGGACAACUGACUAGAAAAAAAAUACAUACUUAACUUCAUCUGGAAAAAAAGGGACAACAGGAGGCCGAGGAGUGGGACUGAACAGGAGAAAGGGAACCGUACACCUUCGGCGUUGAUGAGCACAUAUUGCCUGUCAGCAGAUUUGAGUGCUGGUGGUGGUAGUAAAUCUCCAUUUUUUUUGAAGAAAAAUGAGUGAACUCGAUCAGUUACGCCAGGAGACAGAACAGCUCAAAAAACAAAUCAGAGAUGCUAGGAAAGCCUGCGCAGAUGCCACGCUGGCUCAGAUCACAGCUAAUAUCGAUCCAGUGGGUCGAAUUCAGAUGCACACUAGACGUACAGUGAGGGGGCAUUUGGCUAAAAUCUAUGCUAUGCACUGGGGGACAGAUUCAAGGCUGCUAGUUAGUGCCUCCCAGGAUGGCAAACUUAUCAUUUGGGACAGCUACACCACAAACAAGGUUCAUGCUAUUCCUUUGCAUUCUUCUUGGGUGAUGACAUGUGCAUAUGCCCCUUCUGGCAACUAUGUCGCCUGUGGUGGUCUUGAUAACAUUUGCUCUAUAUACAACCUGAAAACACGUGAAGGAAAUGUGCGAGUGAGCCGUGAGCUUGCUGGACACACAGGAUACCUGUCCUGCUGCCGCUUUCAGGAUGACAACCAAAUAAUAACCAGCUCUGGAGAUACCACUUGUGCUCUGUGGGAUAUUGAGACCGGUCAGCAGACAACCACCUUCACUGGACACACUUGGGAUGUAAUGAGUCACUCUCUGGCUCCAGAUUCCAGGUGCUUUGUAUCUGGAGCUUGUGAUGCCUCUACCAAACUUUUCGACAUCCGAGAAGGAAUGUGUCGGCAGACCUUUACUGGACAUGAGUCAGACAUAAAUGCAAUCUGUUUCUUCCCCAAUGGCAAUGCUUUUGUCACUGGCUCAGAUGAUGCCACUUGCAGGCUGUUUGACCUUCGUGCUGACCAAGAAUUGUUGAUUUAUUCCCAUGAUAAUAUAAUCUGUGGCAUCACAUCUGUAGCUUUCUACAAAAGUGGUUGCCUCCUCUUAGCUGGCUAUGAUGAUUUUAAUUGCAAUGUAUGGGGCACACUUAAAGCAGAUAGAGCAGGAGUUCUUGCUGGUCAUGAUAACCGUGUAAGUUGCUUGGGAGUAACAGAUGAUUGCAUGGCAGAUGCAACAGGGUCAUGGGACAGUUUCCUUAAGAUCUGGAACUAAAUUCUAUACCCAGUGGACACCUUCGUGACUGGAAGACCAUUCCAACCUUUGUAAAAAUUUAAAUCAUAGCAUAUCCAAUCCAAUCAUACUAACUUGGACACCCACUCUCCCUACUCCUAUACAAGGGCAAAAUCCUCUGCCCUUGUUUUUUUGCUGAAUCCAAGAGCACAAUUAUUUGCUAUAGGAAGUUUUUUUUUUCUUUCCUUUCUUUAAAUACAGAAUUGUGCAUUCCUUUUGGGACCAUAAUUUAUUUGCCAUUUGUCUUGA